AUGGCCGUUCUAGGCAAGCGCAAAGCUCGUUCCGAGCCCUCGAUCUCUAAAGAAGACGCCGCUGCCAUUUUCCGCCGGCAUUUCGAAGCACAAUUCGCACCGCUACCUGGCGCAGAUGUCAAGUCCAAGUCAAAAGCUACGAAGCGCGACACCGAAGAUGAGGACGCAACCAGCGUAGAUAGCGAUGAGGAGGAGGAUGACGAAGAAGGAUCUGAAGACGACGAUGAAUGGGGUGGUCUCUCUGAGGAUGAGCAAAGCGAGGAGGAAGAGGACCAAACUUCUCGCAAAACCGAACCAUCGACAACACCCGCAACCUCCUCAUCUGCACUCCCCGAAGACGCCCCCUCUCUCCUAGCCCAAGAUCUCGAACUCCGCCGACUCCUCGCUGAAUCCCAUCUCCUCGCCCCGGCCAUCAACGGUGCAGGACAUGCUGUUGCGGCCAAGGCAUUCGACACCGGUCGCACCCGCAACAAGGCAACCGAUCUACGCAUCCAGGCCCUAGGUUCCAAGAUUUCCAUCCACAAGCAAGAGAAAAUGCCCAUGAACAUGCGCAAGGGUAUCGUUGCCGCAGCAGGUGCACGUGAGGCAAAGCGCAGGAGAGAAGCCAAGGAGAAUGGAGUCAUCCUCGAGCGCGAGACAAGCAAGAAGGGGCGACGGGAGAGGAAAAGGGACUUAGGUGUGGACCGUCCUGGUGUGGGUUGCGUCCUCUUCACAUCCCGCCUCAAUGCAACACUGUUCUCCUUCAUGUCGCUCAAUGCCCGUAGACAGGAGCUUUUCCCUCAGGCCAUCCGAGCAUAA
Molecule: messenger RNA, 798 nt
Organism: Fusarium vanettenii 77-13-4
Lineage: Eukaryota; Fungi; Ascomycota; Sordariomycetes; Hypocreales; Nectriaceae
Exons: 3
Coding region: 1-798 (265 amino acids)
Biological process (GO): maturation of SSU-rRNA from tricistronic rRNA transcript (SSU-rRNA, 5.8S rRNA, LSU-rRNA)
Cellular component (GO): nucleolus
Source: RefSeq, a predicted model, not a curated record